GUCUACUCUUCUACAUCCCAUCAGCUAGCUCUACAUCCUCAGUCUUCAUUCUCAAUCUCAAUCCAACCCAAUCCAAUCUUCACCAUGAAGUUCCUCAACCUCCUCACCGCCACCUUCUUCGUCUCUCUCGUCAGUGCCGUGGCUAUCGAGCAGACUCCCAACCACAUCCCCUACGGCCUCUAUCCCACCGGCUCUGGUAACGACAACACCCUCAACACUAUGAACACUCAGGACAGCUGCGGUCAGAUGUGUAUGGGCCACAACAGCUGCGGCGGCAAGUGCUCGACCUGCGACAUCAACAGAAGCAGAUGCGUCUAAGCAUAAGGCGAUGAUCGUGCCAAUUGGGUCUCUUGAAUGGUGAGUCGACCUGAUGUGGAGCUUGCGUGAGGAGAUUCUAACCUAUGC
This is a messenger RNA of Aspergillus wentii DTO 134E9, 405 nucleotides long. RefSeq lists its product as uncharacterized. Bases 85 to 318 code for a protein of 77 amino acids. The record is from RefSeq and is a predicted model, not a curated record. The transcript has a single exon. Lineage: Eukaryota; Fungi; Ascomycota; Eurotiomycetes; Eurotiales; Aspergillaceae.